AUGGCCCAGCUGCCCCGGCGCACCCCAUUCACCGGCGUCACGCCCGCCCAGAUCGACCUGAUCGGGACGCUGGCCGUCUCCAUGAUGUCCCUCGGAGCGCCCUUCGCGUCGGGCUGGUGCAAAUCCUACUCCCCGCGCCGGAUCACCCUCGCCGGGACGAUCAUCUUCGCCACGGCCAACGUCCUCGCCUCGUUCAGCCAGCACCUCUGGCAGUUCGUUCUCACCCAGGGCGUGCUCCUCGGCUGCGGCACCUGUCUCACCUACAUCACCGCCGUCACCGUCGCCCCGGGCUGGUUCACCACGCACCGCGGCCUCGCCAUCGGGGUCAUCUCCUCCGGCACCGGCGUCGGCGGCGUCGUCUGGGCCCCUGCGCUGCGCGCCCUGAACGCCCGGAUCGGGUUUCGCCACACCCUCCAGCUCACGGGCGGCGUCUCCUCGGUGCUUCUGGGCGCGGCCUCGCUCGUCCUCGACUGGGACCCGCGCACCCAGCGCCACAUCGACGCCGAGCGGGCGGCGGUUCCCUCGUCCCGGCUCCGCGUCACGCUGGUCGACUGGCGCGUCGCGCGCACGCGGAAGUUCCUCGCGCAGUGUCUCUCCGCGGGACUGCAGGGUGCGGCGUACUAUGCGCCGGUCUACUUCAUGUCGACGUAUGCGCGCACGCUGGGCUACUCCGCGGCCACGGGGGCGAUGUUCAUCUCGAUCUCGAACGCGUCGUCGGCGGUCGGGAAGGUGGUCAUCGGGCAUGUGGCGGACCGCGCGGGGCGCAUCAAUGUCUUCCUGCUGACGACGCUGAUGAGCGCGAUCGCGACGCUGGGCCUGUGGCUGCCGUCCACGGUAUCGGGGGGGAAGGCCCUGUUCGUCGCGUUUGCGAUGUUCUAUGGCGUGUUCGCUGGGGCGUAUGUGAGUUUGUUUCCGGCGACGCUGGUGGAGUUGUUCGGGGUGGAGCACUUUGCCAGUGUCAAUGGGUUUCUGUACAUGGUGCGCGGGUUUGCCGCGCUGGUCGGGACGCCGGUGGCUGGGGCGCUGAUCCGGAGUGCGGGCUCGCAUGCUGAUGGAAAAGUCAUGAGCCAGCUGUUCUUCCAUACGAGUAUCUUGGUGGGUGCGUUGCUGGUCGGUGCGACGGUGGGUGUCGUGUGGGUGAGGAUCGAGGCUGCGGUCAGUCAGGCUGGCUUCAAUGGGGGGUCUACUGGAGGGUCUGCUAGAGGGUCUACUGGAGGGUCCAAUAGAAGGUCUAACGGAGGAUUCAAAUGGAGGAUUUGA
Messenger RNA from Aspergillus fumigatus Af293, 1260 nucleotides. RefSeq names its product putative MFS monocarboxylate transporter. NCBI's taxonomy places the organism in Eukaryota, Fungi, Ascomycota, Eurotiomycetes, Eurotiales, Aspergillaceae. The record is from RefSeq and is a predicted model, not a curated record. Gene Ontology annotation, biological process: transmembrane transport. Gene Ontology annotation, molecular function: transmembrane transporter activity. Gene Ontology annotation, cellular component: fungal-type vacuole membrane.